AUGCUUUUUCUUCUUUUUGCCACCGCCGCUCUUGCUGCUAGAGUUAACCCGGAGUUCGAGGACUGUACCGACUGUCUGGUGAUCACCACUGCUGAGUCUUUGGCAGGUACCAUCACCUAUACUGGUCCGACGGAGGUUCCAGAAACCACAAGUCUGAAAACCCGUCAAUCGACAACUCACGAUGAAACGACUUCUGCUGAAACGACUCAGGAUGCACCUACCCAGGCGGAACCGACCACUGAUCAGGCUCCUGAGACACCAGUGACCCAAGCUCCUGCUACGACUUCAACAACAGCUACUUGGCUGGACUCUGGUCCAAUUACAGAGGCACCCUUGUCGUCUGAUUGGAUCGUUUCCACCAUCACCGUUAUUGUUCCCCUGAGUUCUGUGGAAACAGUCACCCAGUGUCAUCCAAGUGUCGUUCUGAAGACAGAGGUGGUGACCUUAUCCACCACGUCUUCGGUAACCAAUCUUCACACUGAAGAGGCACCUGAUGCUUGCACUGCUGUUGUCAAGAGGGGCUUUGAUUUCAGAAACGGCUCAUACACCAAAGUCACUCAGAGCUGUUCAGGCACGGCUCAUGCGACGGUGAAAGCUGCGGUCACUGUGGUGGUCUCCCUGUGGCUUGAGACGCUGGUUGAAGUUUCAACCACGUCUUCUUGCGAGGAAGCUGCCAGUACCAUCACAGGUUCCGAGGUGAUAACUACCGAGACAACCCUCACUGUUCCCAACCCCAGUGGCCCUGGAGUACCACCAAAGGAGAGUUCAAGUAACGAAGAACUGACUGGAACGCAUGUCACUCCUAAAUCCCCAGGUCAACUGACCCCUGUUUCCCUGGAAUUCGCUGAAUCUGUUACAUCUGAAUCUGGUACACCUUCUUGUGCCGCUACCACUGUCACCGUCACGGAGCCUGGAAUAUGUGCUUUUGCCAACGGUGUCGAUCUACCAGUACCAAGCAUUGCAACUCUGCUUUUUGCCACCUUCUUCCUUUUAGCCUUCUUCUAA
Molecule: messenger RNA, 1005 nt
Organism: Candidozyma duobushaemuli
Lineage: Eukaryota; Fungi; Ascomycota; Pichiomycetes; Serinales; Metschnikowiaceae
Gene: RBT1
Product: adhesin RBT1
Exons: 2
Coding region: 1-1005 (334 amino acids)
Source: RefSeq, a predicted model, not a curated record